Ectocarpus siliculosus is the source of this 3678-nucleotide messenger RNA. NCBI's taxonomy places the organism in Eukaryota, Phaeophyceae, Ectocarpales, Ectocarpaceae. The record is from the annotation of a GenBank genome assembly.
AUGGGUUUGGUAGUCGAGGAUGAAAGGAUCAGGCGGGAGAGAGAGGACCAGGAGAAGAGGCGACAGAAGCAGCACAUAGACCGCUUGGCAAAGCAGGUUAAGGCGCUGAUGGAACGGGUAUACGAGUUCCGAGAGCAGGCGGCGAGGGCCAAACAAGAAGUGGCGUCGCAGCAAGAGGAGAACAAGGAGUUGAAGAUGAGAAUAGAGCAGAUGCGCGAGGAUCACAGCGAAAUGAUGGUGGCCCAAGCGCGAGGCGGUUUGACGGGCGGAAUAAACCGCGCAAACGCCAGGGACUCGAAAAACACCAGAGACCGGGAAGCGGAGAUGAGAAGACGUCGGCUCGCCAAGAACGCUCUCCUGGCGGGGGUAGUGGAGGAGGAGGAAGACCUGGUCAUCACUCUCGAGGGAAUAUCGACAAGCUCCCUGGCGCAGCUCAGCGGGCGGUUCUACCGCUGGCUUGGGAAGAAGUUACCCCUAGGGGCAGACGUCAGGGCGAUUCAGGCCCGAUACGGAUCUGCGGUGGCUUCGUACUUCCACUUCUACCGUUGGCUCGUCGGCACCUACAUUUUCAUCGCCAGCUUAAGCCUAGUGUGGAUAGUGUUUCAUGUCUUGAAGCAGGUCAACCAGGGCAGUGCCUCCGUCUUCAGCGCCAGUCUUGUCGGCAUCAUCCCGUCCUUCCUGGCGUACUCGAGCUUCGACUCCUCCAACCGAAACCUGUACGCCAUCAUGGUGGUGCUCACCACGACCGUGCAGGUCGUCUCGGCCACGGUUAAGUGGAUCAGAGAGGACAAGAUUCGCAAGGAACUCUUCAUUGUGGACGAGGAGCAGAAACACGUACAAUUCGCCAAGACUUUCCUCGUCGGCUGGGACAACUCUCUGUCCAACCAGCAGGAGGUGGAGGACUACAGGUUGUCCAACGGGCUGGCCGCCGCCAACAUGCUCGCUGAAGUGAGCCAGGCGGACGCAUCCGCCACGAGGAGCUUGGAUGACAAGAUUUGGCUCUACAGUUACCGGUGCUUCGGCUUCGCCCUGUACGUGGGUGUGCAGAUGGCUGCUUGGGCGGCGAUCAUCUUCCUCACGGCCGAGUCCGACAACGUGGCUAGCGGCCUCGCGCAGCAGCUGCAGUCCGUCGCCUGGAUCUCCCAGGCGGCCGCCGUCAUCUCGACUUCGAUCGUGCCGGCAACGGUGACCGUCAUCAACGCCAUCAUGCCGAUCAUCAUCAAGGCAAUCACCAAGCUGGAGAAGUGGGACAUGGAGAGGACCGUGACAUACAUGCUCACGAUUCGGAUGUUCUUGGCCAAGAUCUUGAACGCCUUCAUCCAGGCUCUGUCGUACCUUCUCUUGGCCGACCCGUACCUUUUCGCCGGACAGCAGUACACAAUCAUUAUCAAUCGGGGCCGCGUGGAGCAGAACUUUGAGCCGUCAGGGUUUGACUGCCGGUUAGAUCAAGCUGGGGCAGGCUUGUUCCAGCUGGUAGUAACCGAGUUCGUUUUUUCCAAGAUCAUCAACUACGCGACUCUUCGAGCUGCCCAGGUCAAAGCCCGGUACUCCAAGAAAUUGUUCGUGAAGCCGGAGUUCGAGGUCGCCAAGCGCAUGGUGGGGCUACUUUACUUUCAGGCCCUGAUCCUGGCGGCGUACCCGUUCUUCCCGAUGGGCACCGUGUUCGUGGCGCCGUUCCUCAUCCUGUCCUUCAAGUUCGAAAAAAAGCUUCUCACCGCAUUUCAGGUCUACAGACCACUUUCCGAGCUCGAUAUGACCAAAGCAAGAAUUUGGGUUUUGGUCGUGAUGAGCGGCGUCGGCAGUAACGGCCAUGAAGAGAUUUGUAGAGACACAUCGUUCCGUCGUUGCCAUUCGACUGUCUAGGUAUCGAGCUUCAAACCUCGGUCCAAGUUUUAUGCGGCCUGGCGCUAUGUUGAGCACUAUAGUUGCCGCCGUGGGAAUUGACACCGAGCGAGCUAGAACAAGCUCUUUGUCACGAGAGGUGGCCUGGUGUGAUAUUUUCUCAACCCGUUCGGACGCUGGUGUUUGCGUGUCUUUCGAAAGCAAUGUCAUCCGGCUUGGAGCGUCUGAACAACCGGAAAAGAGCACCACCUGGCUUUUUCAUCUGAAGUGCUCCGGCUAGGACUCGAUAGGUUAGACCAAUAUCCGACACGGCUGAAGGCAAUGCGAGAGCUAGCAACAACACGAGAUCUUGGGUAUUCUCUACUAUAAGUCGCGGUCGCAUGUCGUCAACCAUGCACCGAACUCCUUGAAACUCAAGAAGCACGGAUGCGUCGUGAAAGUCUCCCUCCGUUGUGCCUCCUUUACCCCCUCUGCAACGCAACGGAAUCAACAGAGGUGAGUUUCCCUCUCUACCAUCCCACCUUACCCUCUCCGGCAUUUCUUUUCCGUUCAUGGCGUCCAUGACACCGCCUUCUGUUGGUGAUGACGAACCAAUGAGCCAACCUUGCUUCACGCAUGAAAUUGGAAUGAUCAACGACAUCCAACAGUCCAAGCCGAAAGGCCGACUGAAGGCGCACGACAGCUACUCCUUCUUCAUCAAGUUUUAUCUAGCGACGCUCGUGCUGCUGGGGGUGAUGGCCACCCUGUUCCUUAUCAUGGGUACCACCUUUGCCAAGAACUGCGACAUACAGGUGGGUGGGUGAGCGGUUUCAACUCAAAGAUCAACAUACAUACACGAAGAAAAACGGGACAUCAACACGUCUCUUGAGCUGAUAGCUGUUGUACCGGUAGGGUAAGCGCCAUUGCUGCAUUUUGUCGAAGAAGCUGAAACGCUGCUGUUGUGUAGGACAUACGCACGAGAUGAUUCCUCGCUUGUUUUUCCUGAAUUUCAUCGACAGAUAGAGCUUCUCGUGUUUCGUUGUUUUCAUGGAAGAAAAAAUGCAGAAAACCAAGCAAAUACAUGUCGGUUCGUGUUUCGUUCCUUUUUUGUUCAGUCGCAACACAACGCAGCACCCGUCAUUUCGUUGGACACAACGUCUUCGAAAAGGGGCAACGCGACGGUUAAACUGUAGUGUUUGCGUGCAAAGAUGCCAUCUCCCUAAAAAGACGUCGACUCAAGACCAAGGUCAUGUUGUGUACUGUUCAAAAACAAUUGGUGCACGCUCUUCCCAAGACCAUUGCACGUACAUGCAUGCACGCCUGAACAAAAGGAUCAUACACGCAAGAUGUAGAAUCGACUCGACCUGAACCUGCCAGGACGGCGAGAUCGGCUUGUGCGAAGGCGACAUGCAGAGCAGCAACUCCACGUGUACGUUGGACCCAGACAACGCCUUCUACGGCUACUUCUCCGAGAACUGCCAAGCACCAGCUGACGAAUAUCCCGCUUGUGUGUGCAAGGUGCGGCUACGAGCCGAGUAUUUUUUUUUUUUUUUUUUUUUUUUUUGUUCUUCACUUCAAAUCAGUGCUCACAGCACUAGUGCCGUUUAUUCCAACCCGUGGUCACACAGAAGAGCCUCUCUCUACCUUCCCCUCCUGCGGUACUUCGCCUUCAAUUUUUAAUGCGAGAAGAGUUCAGCACUCUCUUCCCUCUGUGUACACACGAACUAGCGCUAUCCACUUGGCCAGGAGCGGAAGCGAGAGAAAAACUCACUUUGCAAGAAAAGCUCGCCUACGGCGGGAUUCGAACCCCUGACCUGACCUCUAGAAGGUUACGAGGCUACCAACUAGACCACCGGG